Fundulus heteroclitus (mummichog) is the source of this 1090-nucleotide messenger RNA. RefSeq names its product heat shock protein, alpha-crystallin-related, b11 (gene hspb9l). The coding region runs from base 52 to 714 and encodes 220 amino acids. The record is from RefSeq and is a predicted model, not a curated record. NCBI's taxonomy places the organism in Eukaryota, Metazoa, Chordata, Actinopteri, Cyprinodontiformes, Fundulidae. Gene Ontology annotation, molecular function: protein folding chaperone. Gene Ontology annotation, biological process: protein refolding; response to heat. The transcript has a single exon.
ACAGCGCUUCUCACACGGAGCAGGAAGCAGACCUCCACCCUAACACACAGCAUGUUGUGUCCCAGCGCCUUCCAGCCCGGCCCGGCCGCCAUCAGGCCCCUGGAGCUGCACUGGCCCAUCCGCAGCCUGUGGCCCGAGACCCGGCCGCUCUUCUGCCGCAUGGAGCAGGAGAUGAUCCGCCACAUGCAGGAGAUGCGGCAGAGCAUGGAGUUCAUGGAGCGGCUGCACCACAAGAUCUUCGAGGAGAUCGACCAGAGCUGCUGCUCCGCGGGGGCCUUCCAGCCCAUCGCCUUCCAGGAGCUGCGGGGCGCCGGGGACGCCUUCGCGCUGAGCCUGGACACCGCGGAGUUCGCCCCGGGAGAGCUGUCCGUCAAGCAGGUGGGCAGGAAGCUGCGGGUGAGCGGCCGGACGGAGAAGAAGGAGGAGGACGGGAAGGGCUCCUUCUCCUACAGGUGCCAGGAGUUCCGGCAGGAGUUCGACCUGCCGGACGGCGUCGACCCGGAGGCCGUCAGCUGCUCCCUGCUGGGCGGCCGGCUGCAGAUCCAGGCGCCCCGGGAGAAAGCGCCGGGCGACGGCCAGGAGCGGAUCGUCCCCAUCCGCCUCAGCUCGGCUCCGGCCAUCACCUCCUCCUCUUCCUCCUCCUCUUCCUCACCCCCCCAGCAGGACGCGGGCAGCAGCGGCGCCUCAGAGAGCAGCACGGCGGAGAACAACUGAGCCGAGUGGCGCAUCUCGCCCAAUAACCUAUCUACGCCGGGAGUCUGGAAGCGGUUUUCAUCAAACUUUGAUUUUCAGCCGUUUGAAAGUUGGAAAAUACCCAGAAUACGAGAUUAAAGAAAAAUAUGAUAAAGUAAAAUUCCACUGGGUAACUAGACUGUAUUCUAAUCUUAGUUAUAAAUAUUUUCCUAUACUUUUGGAUGUUUUUGUCCAGUCUGGAAACAAAUAAGUAAAGUUUUUGUUAACGUAGCCGGUCUAUGAGCUGAUUUAACCCUUUGUUCUUCUGACCUGGGAUCAGUUUUCUAAUUCUGUUUUCAAAACAUUUUAAACAAUCGUGUACAGAAUUUAUUAUAAUAAAACUAAUAUUGUUUCAGUU